GAUCCGGGUCGUGAGGCGGGAGCAGGAAGUCGGGACGUGGCCGCCCAGCUGAGCUGUAGGGGGUGAGGCAGGCGAUGGCGGCCGCGGCGGCGCUCAGCUCGGAGCGGCUGGAGGUUUCCAUUGACGGCCUGACCCUGAGCCCGGACUCGGAGGAGGCUAGGCCCGGCCAGGCGGAUGUUAGGCCGCUCCCGCUGGCUGGCAGCCGAGGGGGGACUUCUGCUCAGCCGGGGGGGCAGGUGAGGGACGAGGCCGGCGGAGACGGAGACGGCGACGGCGGCGGAGCGCUGAAUCUGGAGCGGCGCUGGGGCUUCGGCCUGGAGGAGUUGUACGGCCUGGCGCUGCGCUUCUUCAAAGAAAAAGAUGGCAAAGCCUUUCAUCCCACCUAUGAAGAAAAACUCAGACUGGUAGCCCUGCAUAAACAAAUACUGCUGGGACCUUACAAUCCAGAUACCUGCCCUGAAGUUGGAUUCUUUGAUGUACUUGGAAAUGACAGAAGGAAAGAAUGGGCUGCGCUUGGCAGUAUGGCAAAGCAAGAAGCUAUGACAGAGUUUGUAAAACUCCUGAGUAGAUGUUGUCAACUCUUUUCAACGUAUGUUACAUCCCAUAAAAUAGAGAAAGAAGAGCAGGAGAAGAAAAGGAGGGAAGAGGAGGAACGUAGGCAACGUGAAGAGGAAGAACGAGAGCGUUUACAAAAAGAGGAAGAAAAACGCAGGCAAGAAGAAGAAGAGAGACUCAGACGGGAAGAAGAGGAGAGACGGAGGAUAGAAGAAGAGAGAUUCCGAAUGGAACAGCAAAAGCAACAGAUAAUGGCAGCAUUGAACUCUCAGACUGCUGUCCAGUUCCAACAAUAUGCAGCCCAACAGUACCCAGGCAACUACGAGCAGCAACAAAUCCUAAUUCGCCAGCUCCAGGAGCAGCAUUAUCAACAGUAUAUGCAGCAACUUUAUCAGGUCCAACUUGCACAGCAGCAGGUAUACUACACCAUGGCAGCUUUACAGAAACAGCAAGAAGCAGCUGCUACAGCUUUAGUUACAUCAGUAUCAAAGUCAAAUUCAGCCACUGCAGGGGAAAUCUCAUCAGUCAAUGGACAGGCUAGCGCACAUCCAGGGUGCCCUGAAAAAGACCCGGAAAUAGAUGCUUUAGAAGAAGCACUCGAGAAUGGACCAAAAGAAUCAGUUCCAGUAAUAGCAGCACCCUCCAUGUGGACACGGCCCCAGAUUGCUGACUUCAAAGAGAAGAUUCGCCAGGAUGCAGAUUCUGUAAUCACAGUGGGCAGAGGAGAAGUAGUGACAGUUCGAGUUCCAACACAUGAAGAGGGCUGUUAUCUUUUCUGGGAGUUUGCUACAGACAAUUAUGACAUUGGUUUUGGGGUAUAUUUUGAAUGGACAGACUCUCCUAACACAGCUGUCAGUGUUCAUGUUAGUGAAUCCAGUGAAGAUGAGGAAGAAGAAGAAGAACAUGCUAGCGGUGAAGAGAAAGCCAAAAAGAAUGCGAACAAACCUCAGCUAGAUGAAAUAGUGCCUGUGUACAGAAGAGACUGUCAUGAAGAAGUGUAUGCUGGCAGCCAUCAGUACCCAGGGAGAGGAGUCUAUCUUCUUAAAUUUGACAACUCUUACUCACUAUGGAGGUCAAAAACAGUUUACUACAGAGUGUAUUAUACUAGAUAAAGCUCUUAUAUUGUUGGAGGUUGGGGUGGUGCGGAAGACAUCAUGUUAUUUGGAACUUACAUCGAGCAUACUGGACUAUUUGACUUCGUUAUCCUGUUUAAUGUAUCUGUGGUUGUGUGUGCGUAUGUGUGUGCUUGUUAAUUUUGAUACCGGGAAUGAGGCUUUUAUCUAUAAAUCAUUAUAAAUGAGAAAGGUUGGGGCUAGGAUCUCCCAUUUUUUCUGGUGAUGGUUCUUUGCCAGAAGUCAAGACAAAAAGUCAAUUGAAUUUAUCCAUUGACUUUAAAAAUGCUUUCAAUUCUAAGGCACGCAUGCACACACGCACACACAAACAAACACACACCGGGAGAUGUUUCAUUAGUGACAGUCAUGAUGUUGCCUGAUGUAUAAACUUUGAACUUUUAAAAACAAAAUCUGUUAGCUGUUCAUUUGAUGGUACCAGCCUUACUUGUGGGGAACAGGGGAGUUGGAUACCAUCUGCACUGUAGCAAGCAAGUUUCUUAAUACUGUAUUUGAAUGUCAGAUUUUUACACCAUUAAACUUGAAACCUUAGUGGAUGCAGUUUAGAAAAGUAUUUGCUGUCCUCAUUGAAAGAAAUAUGUGAAGCCUAGUAUAAUAUGAUUUUGGAUGAGAUAAAGAAGAGUGUGUGUGUGUGUGUGUGUGUGUGUGUGUGUGUGUGUGUGUGUGUGUGAUGUGCACGCAUGCAAGCAAGUGUCCUUGUCAAAAGGUGUGCACGCCCAUGAGUGUACAUAUACAUAAAUACAUACAUAUGCUUAUACCUAUAUACAUCAGGGUUAUUUUGUUUGAUCACAGGCUUACAAAGAAUUGAUUUUGGGCAUCAAGAAAAUAACAGAUAACUGUCUUUCCCCUGUAUCUGCUGCUAUUUCUAAGAUUGAUUUGUGUAUUAUUAUUAUUUUAAAACAAAGACAUAAGAUUUGGCUAAAACUCAAUUUAUCUCACCUAAAAUUAAUGAGAUCCACUUUUGCUUUUGAAAUUUGCAAUAAAACAGGUAUGUUAUGUAAGAGA
Molecule: messenger RNA, 2690 nt
Organism: Ahaetulla prasina
Lineage: Eukaryota; Metazoa; Chordata; Lepidosauria; Squamata; Colubridae
Gene: ACBD3
Product: acyl-CoA binding domain containing 3
Exons: 8
Coding region: 75-1667 (530 amino acids)
Cellular component (GO): Golgi membrane
Molecular function (GO): fatty-acyl-CoA binding
Source: RefSeq, a predicted model, not a curated record